ACAUGGGAACUUUGGAGUGGUGCGUUUUCUGUCAGUGCCGAUUUGGAGGUAAUACCGUCCACAGGAAGCGGACUGUCAUUCUGGCUGUGUCCUUGUUAGCUAACGAGCUAGUUAGCUGCCAGGCAAAUGUGUACCAUUUGGAAAGAUGAAUUAAACUUUGCUUAAAGGGUGGAUUUGAAAGAGAUUUGUGUUAACCCGCUGUUAAUAACAGCACCAUGUUGCGUGUCGGGAGCAAAGCCGCCUGCAUGGCCUGCAGGAACCUGGUCUCCACCAACAUGGGGGUGAGAUUUCUGGUACCACUGCAGAAGCUGCACCCUCUGUCCCGUGCCAUCCACCACCGCUAUUCGGGAAACACCAACCCUCAGCGACCUCCUCAUCGCACGGCAGCCCGCUAUUUCAACUCCAUGUCACGGUUGCCCAUGCGGCCACCCAAGCCUCCCCCUAGAUCAGGAGGCCGUAGCUACCAGCAGCAGCGCAACUUCUGGGUGGCCCGCCUGGCAGCUAGGCUACUGAAGCUCCGAUACAUUCUGCUGGGCACGGCAGUGGGAGGAGGGUACACAGCUAAAAAGACCUAUGAGGAAUGGAAGGACUUGCUGCCCGAUUUUAGUGAAUACAACUGGGUCAUUCCUGAUUUUGUCUGGGAACUGAGUGAACAAAUUGAUCUUGAUAAACUGGCCAAAGCUCUACCUGAGAUGGAAGAAAUAGCCAAACUACUACCUGACCUUGACAAGAUAGGAGAGAACUUCACUUUCCUCAAAAGCCUCCUGUCUUCCGGUGUGAGUUUGGGUAGUGAAGUCAAAGGAGCUGGUCUGCAUCUGUUGUUAGAAACCUCAGGUGAUCCUCCUCUAAAAGCCACAGAUUCUUCUGCUGCGGCCACACAAGAUGCCAGUGACAAGCAAUACAAAAAGGGUCUGCUCGGCGAGCUCAUUCUUAUUCAGCAGCAGAUCCAGCGGCACGAGGAGGAGGUCCGGCGGGCCGCUGCAGCCAAUAGUGCGCGUCCCCCACCGCCAGAGCCUGCUCCCAGUCCACCUCCGAACCCCAGCCCCCCUCAAGAGAAACGCAAGUCAUCAGACAAAGAAAAGAUAGACCAGCUUCAAGAAGAACUGCUCCGUACACAGCUAAAAUAUCAACGCAUGCUGGAGAGACUGGAGAAGGAGAACAAAGAGUUAAGGAAAGUGGUGCUGCAAAAAGAUGAUAAGGGGAUUCAUCAAAGGAAAGUGAAGAAAUCCCUUAUUGACUUGUAUUCUGAAGUUCUGGACAUCUUGUCUGACUAUGAUGCCAACUACAACACGCAGGACCACCUACCCAGGGUGGUUGUGGUCGGGGAUCAGAGUGCUGGGAAGACUAGUGUGCUGGAGAUGAUAGCUCAAGCCAGGAUCUUUCCUCGGGGCUCAGGAGAGAUGAUGACACGCUCUCCUGUCAAGGUAACACUAAGCGAAGGCCCCCACCAUGUCGCCAUGUUCAAGGACAGUGGCCGAGAGUUUGACCUUAAUAAGGAGGAGGAUCUUGCUGCUCUGAGGCGUGAGAUUGAGCUGAGGAUGAGGAAGAGUGUGAAGGAGGGACAGACAGUCAGCUCUGAGACGAUAUCGUUGAGUGUCAAAGGCCCCGGCAUCCAAAGGAUGGUGCUUGUUGAUUUACCAGGUGUCAUCAGUACGGUGACUUCUGGCAUGGCAUCAGACACUAAGGAAACCAUCUUCAGCAUCAGCAAAGCCUACAUGCAGAACCCCAACGCAAUCAUCCUCUGUAUUCAGGAUGGCAGUGUUGAUGCAGAGCGGAGCAUUGUAACUGACUUGGUUAGCCAGAUGGACCCCCAAGGCAAGAGGACCAUCUUUGUCCUGACCAAGGUGGACUUAGCUGAAAAGAACCUGGCCAGCCCGAGCAGAAUCCAACAAAUAGUGGAAGGAAAGCUGUUCCCCAUGAAGGCCCUGGGUUACUUUGCUGUGGUGACGGGCAAAGGCAGCAGCGGUGAAAGCAUAGACUCCAUUAAAGACUAUGAGGAGGACUUCUUCCAGAACUCAAGAUUACUGAGGGAUGGCAUGUUGAAGGCCCACCAGGUGACUACGAAAAACCUGAGUCUGGCCGUCUCUGACUGCUUCUGGAAGAUGGUUAGGGAGUCUGUUGAGCAGCAGGCUGAUGUCUUCAAAGCGUCCCGUUUCAAUCUGGAGACAGAAUGGAAGAACAACUACCCGCGUCUGAGAGAGCUGGACAGGAAUGAACUGUUUGAAAAGGCCAAAAAUGAAAUCUUAGAUGAAGUCAUUAGUUUGAGUCAAGUGACCCCACAACACUGGGAGGCCAUCCUGCAGAAGAAGCUGUGGGAACGUGUUUCCACCCACGUAAUUGAGAACAUCUACCUGCCUGCUGCCCAAACAAUGGACUCGGGUACCUUUAACACCACCGUAGACAUCAAGCUCAAGCAGUGGACUGACAAGCAGCUUCCACACAAAGCACUGGAGGUUGCCUGGGAGACACUGCAGGAAGAGUUUGCCCGCUUCAUGGCUGAAUACAAAGGCAAAGACCAGGACGACAUCUUCGACAAGCUGAAGGAGGCUGUGAAGGACGAGAGCAUCAAAAGGCACAAGUGGAAUGAGCGAGCCAUGGACAGCCUGAGGGUAAUCCAGCACAAUGCCUUAGAAGACCGUUCCAUCACAGACAAGCCUCAGUGGGAUGCAGCAAUCCAGUUCAUGGAAGAAACCCUGCAGUCACGCCUCAAAGACACCGAUUCAGUAAUCAGAGACAUGGUGGGUCCAGACUGGAAGCAGAGGUGGCUGAACUGGAAGAAUCGCACACCAGAUCAGCACAUUCGUAAUGAAACAAAAAAUGAGCUGGAGCGUUUGCUGAAGCUGCAUGAUGACCACACAGCGUACUUGGCCAAUGACGAGGUCACCACAGUGAGGAAGAACCUUGAGGCACGAGGGGUUGAAGUUGACCCUGUGCUGAUCAAGGACACGUGGCAUCAGCUGUAUCGCGGGCACUUCUUGCAGAAGGCGCUGGCCCACUGUAACCUCUGCAAGAGAGGGUUUUACUACUACCAGAGACACUUUGUUGACUCUGAGUUGGAGUGCAAUGAUGUGGUACUGUUCUGGAGGAUUCAGAGGAUGCUGGUCAUCACAGCCAACACUCUCCGUCAGCAGCUCACCAACACUGAGGUGCGCCGGUUGGAGAAAAAUGUGAAGGAGGUGCUGGAUGACUUCGGGGAGGACAUGGAGAAGAAGACCCAGCUUAUCACCGGCCGCCGAGUCCAGCUGGCUGAGGAUCUCAAGAAAGUUCGUGAGAUCCAGGAGAAACUUGAAGCCUUCAUAGAAGCUCUUCACAAGGAGAAAUGAGAGAACUAGAACUAUUUCAAGUAACUUUUUGGAUCACAGCAGAGAAAUGCACUGAACAAAGACAAGUAAAUCUUGUAAAUGACCGUCAUCACCCCCUCGCCCUGCCUCACCACUCACCUGAUUUUCAGGCCCCCGGCUUGGCUUCCUGUCUCCCCUGGACACUGAUGGAAAGAUGGACCUGAACAGAAGGAUAAGAUGGAGGAACAGUUUUCAUAUUCUCUUUGAUUUUCUUUGUUUUUAUGUUUUUUGUUUGUUUUUGUUUUUUUUGUUUUUUGCGUCAUGUCCCGCAUCAAGAGAGAGACUUUUGCACAGGAACCCAAACAAACACAGUCGAAUCAGGAGGAAAAUGAGAAGCUUGCACAACGCUUUCAAUAAAAGAGGAUAGCGCACAUGUUUAUGUCCCACUUUCUUAUUUUUAUUAGAUUUCCUUUUUCUUUUUUUUUUUCCUGGCCUGGGGUGUUUGUGUAUACGUGAUUAUACGAGUUUGUGUAUUCACUGAUCUGUGUACAGAGAAACACUGACACUGACACUGGUCCUGAUGGGUGAAAUAGCCUCGAAUUUCAUACUUUUGUCUCACCUGGUGCUCACAAGUUACGUCAAGUUACCUGGCUGAUAGGCUCAGAAUUUGCCUUUAUUUAACGUUCAAAAGUAAUUUGUAGUUGCACUUAGGAUCUAAAGCACUUAAGUUAUCCCUCCAAGAUCUAACUGUAUUUUCCAUUUACUCCACAUGUAACCCUAAAUGAGACUUUAGUUCCAGCAGAUGUUCUCACCUUAAAUCUGUAAGAAUGGAAGGCAACUACCGGGUUCAAUAUUCAGCUUCAUCUCCGUUGUAUUAACAGGAUGCGAUCAGCUCUGGAGGUGUUGGAAACAAUAUUACGGAAAGAUUUCACUUAUUGUUAUUUUGAGCUUAUGGGGUUUAUUUGACAAAUAACAUGCUUGUAUGUCUGCCAAAUGCACAUAAUGCUCCCGUUUUGUCUCUGUAAGUCUGUGUGUGAUGCGCCAUCAGUGUGCAUUAAUAUCUUCAUCUGCUACAAUAGCAAAACUUCCAAAAGAAAUAAUAUGACACCUUCUUAAUAGAUUAAAAAUGUAAUUAAACAUAAAUUCAGGAUGUUUGUAAAUCAUUUAGACACAUUAUUAAACUAAGUGCCACAGUUUUUAACUGAUUAUGUGAUCAUGUAUUUGAACAUAUUACAUUGUUAUACCUUUUAUUAGGUUUAAAAUGUCAUUACUCAACAUCCAUAUUGCACAAUCAGUUAAAAAUGUUUGUCAUCAUAACAGUUUAAAAAUACAUCACCAACCAAUUUAGAGGUACAGGUGAUUGAAUCGUCAUGAAGAUCUUACGCCUCGUCCUGCUUCAGGGAUGAGAUCAAACGCCCCAAAACCAAGGAAAAUGUAAAGACGCUAUCCUCAAACUCAAGAAAAAAUGAGAAACACAAAAUUCUGGUGGCUGAUUCCAAACCAAAAAUGUAUAUUGCCUUUGUCAACUCACUGAUUUUUCCACCUGUCACUGUCCAGGGCCAGAUGUUUCCCAAGCUUGUGCUUCUUCCUCGCUCAUCCUAAACCCUCCUCUUAUCUCACCUGGCGUCACUCUCUUUGCACCUCCUUCAUCUGGACCAUAGUGACUCUUUCCAUCACCCAUGCAGACACCCACUCGCUCUUCCUAGCUUGAAAAACUGUCCUAUUUGACAUGAAAGGGCGGGAGCGACUGUGUUGACCCUACCCAUUCGUUGAUUCAUUCAUAUGUGUAUAUGGGUAUUUAUAAAUAAUAUGCCGUGCAUUCUGUACAGGUAAAGUUAAUCAGAAGUUAUGGAGCUGCUAUCAUGUAGAGUGAGCCGCCUGUGUAACAGAAAAUUGGUGAGGUGGUUAAAAAUAACGUUUUAUGCUGUAGAAAGUAAUGUUUGCAUGGUGUACCCCAUCAGCUGUGCUUUAUUUAUUAAAUUUGUGUUUAAAAGAAAAACCGUGAAAAUAAAAUUAUAAAAUUGACAUAAA
Molecule: messenger RNA, 5312 nt
Organism: Xiphias gladius (swordfish)
Lineage: Eukaryota; Metazoa; Chordata; Actinopteri; Istiophoriformes; Xiphiidae
Gene: opa1
Product: OPA1 mitochondrial dynamin like GTPase
Exons: 31
Coding region: 216-3323 (1035 amino acids)
Biological process (GO): mitochondrial fusion
Cellular component (GO): cytoplasm; microtubule; mitochondrial membrane
Molecular function (GO): microtubule binding; GTPase activity; GTP binding
Source: RefSeq, a predicted model, not a curated record